Molecule: messenger RNA, 1868 nt
Organism: Zingiber officinale
Lineage: Eukaryota; Viridiplantae; Streptophyta; Magnoliopsida; Zingiberales; Zingiberaceae
Product: multiple organellar RNA editing factor 8, chloroplastic/mitochondrial-like
Exons: 4
Coding region: 67-1671 (534 amino acids)
Biological process (GO): mitochondrial mRNA modification; cytidine to uridine editing
Cellular component (GO): mitochondrion
Source: RefSeq, a predicted model, not a curated record
AAUGACUUCUUCAGCGCAACUACGCCUCCCUUAUCUCUAGGGUUUUAGGGGUUUUGUUCCGACUCCAUGGCGUGCCGGACUUUCGUGUCGUUGCUGCGCUCCGUCCCUCUUUCCCCUCACGCGUCUCGGGCUCUCUCUCUCCCCGGCGCUUCUCCUUUACUCCGCCUCCGCCCCCUCGUUGCGGCCGCCCCCGUAGGCUUCUUGCUCCGCCGUAGUCCGGUGAGAUCCGGGUUCCGGUGCUUCUCUACUCGGCCCACGACAUCAUCUUUAAAUGAUCCGUCGCCGAACUGGAGCAAUCGCCCCCCUAAGGAGACUAUUCUCCUCGACGGCUGCGACUUUGAGCACUGGCUUGUUGUCAUGGAGCCACCCGAUCCCUCCCUCACUCGUGAUGAGAUUAUUGAUGGCUAUAUCAAGACCCUAGCCGAGGUCCUUGGCAGUGAAGAUGAAGCAAGAAUGUCAAUAUAUUCAGUGUCUACCAAGCAUUAUUUUGCUUUUGGUUGUAAGGUUUCUGAAGAAAUUUCAUAUAAGAUCAAGCCUUUGUCAAAAGUCCGCUGGGUUCUCCCUGAUUCAUAUUUGGAUGUAAAGAACAAAGAUUAUGGAGGAGAACCAUUCAUUGAUGGAAAAGCUGUUCCUUAUGAUCCAAAAUACCAUGAAGAAUGGGUCAGGAACAAUGCACGUGCUCAAGAGAGGUCUAGGCGUAAUGAUAGGCCUCGCAAUUUUGAUCGCUCAAGGAACUUUGAGAGGAGAAGAGAGAAUAUGCAGACUUUCCAAAAUAGAGAGGCUUCUCCAGUUCAAAAUCAGGAAUUCCAAAAUUUUUCGUCACAGAAUACUACACAACAAAGUUCCCAAGCUCCACCUGUGAGAGAUGGUGCCACUCCAAACUUCCAAAAUCAACAGCCUUUGAGAGAUGGCGCCACACCGAACUUCCAAAAUCAACCACCACCUAAUGCAAGUGCCACACUGAACUACCAAAAUGAAAUGCCACCUAAUACCACUUCGAUACCGAACUACCAAAAUCAAACACCACCUCAUUCAACUGCCUUACCUAACAAACAAGGUGGCUAUGUUCCUAACUAUCAAGGAGGUCCCCAACGAUAUCAGGGAGGACCAGGGGGUCCUGGUUACCAGGAUGCCCAAGGAUAUCAAAAUGGCUUUCCUAGGAGCAAUAUGCCUGGUAAUGGCUUUGGUAGUAAUGGAAGCAGCCCUGAUUAUCCAAGAGACAACCUUACUGGACCACCCACUGGAAGUAGCCCUGGCUAUCCAAGAGGCAAUCCUGCUGGACCACCCACUGCCUAUCAAGUUAAUCCUGGUGGUUAUCAAGGAGGCAGUUCUCCGAUGCCUCCCACUUAUCAAGGUGGUGGUAGUUCUGCUCGACCUGGGCCGGACAGUGGUUAUCAAGGAGGCAACCCUGGUGGUUACCAAGGAGGUAGUUCUAUGCCUACCAAUACUUAUCCUGGUGGCUACCAGGGAGGUGCUCCUGCAUAUCAAGGAGGCAACCCUGGUGGUCAUCAGGGCUUUAAUCAGCAGCCUUAUCAAGGGCAAGGUGUUACUUCAAGUUAUCAGCCUCCUAACUCUAGAUACCAAGGAGGCAACCAAAAUAAUCAAGGCGGAGAGGGUUAUCAAGGAGGAGCUCCUGUUUAUCCAGGAAGAGACUUGCCUGGUAGAGACUGAGACAUCGCUAUUUAUUAUGGUUUAUCCAGGAGGGCCUAAGCUUCUUGCUUUUAUUAUAUUUUCUGUGUAUUUCUAUAAUUUGGAUUUUUUAAUAUUUGCUUUGCCUUCAAUAUUUGAAACUGUGAACACCUAAGGCCAAGGUUCCCCAGUUAUUGCUUGUAUGUUUUAAGUCAAUGCUCCAUCAGUUAACGUCUUUC